This is a messenger RNA of Eleginops maclovinus (Patagonian blennie), 2159 nucleotides long. RefSeq names its product RIB43A-like with coiled-coils protein 2. The record is from RefSeq and is a predicted model, not a curated record. Lineage: Eukaryota; Metazoa; Chordata; Actinopteri; Perciformes; Eleginopidae.
UUAGUUUGAAGAAACAAGACAGGAGUACAAGCUCAGGAGAAAAGUAAUGUACUGCUGUUGGCAGCAGUAAAAUGUGAGCUAUUUUUAGAAUUGCUUUCUUAACCUUGGUAAUAUUAUUCAUCCACAGCUCUGGAAAAAUCAAGAAAAAACAUAAAAAUGUCAGCAUCUCUGGAUUUAAUAUUUACAGGAUUGUGUUUGAGUAAAGAUCUAUAUUUUAGUUUAAUUCAAUAUCUGCUGACAACAUUUCAACCGCUUUUAUUGAUUAAUUACUUUGAAAGUACAUUUAAUCAAGUAAACAGUUUUGAGGUACUUGUACUGCUUGAGUAUUUCAACUUUUAUGCUACUUUGUACUUCUACUCCAUAAUGCAGAGGUACAAGGUGUACUUUAACUCCAGUAUGUGUUAAAUACCUUUAGUUACUUUGCACAUUUGGAUUAAUGAUGUGAAUUAUAAUCAACAUUAAUCAGACUUUAGUUACACCUGGGGUGAACUCAUGUUCUACCCUGCAGUAUUCAAAGUCAUUAAAACUAGCUCCACCUUUACCAGCUUUGAUAACACUUUAAUGAUCAAUAAUUGUUACCAAAUGUAUAAUAUGUAUUAUCCUGAAAUCGACCAAUCUGCAUCAUGAGUUAUUUUAAUUGUGGUACUUAAUGCAAGAUAUAUAUUUUUUUUAAUGCAAACACUUUUGUACUUUAAUUGAGUAACAUUUUAAAUGCAGGACUUUUACUUGGAACCGAGCAUCCCUACACUCUGGUACAUGUACUUUUACUCAAGUACUUUUCCCACCUCUGUAUGUAUUACUGUACAGCGGUUCAAUAGGUUUGCAGGUGUCUUCAUGAAACACUUCUCCAGGAAAAAGUGGACAUUUUACAAACGCUCACGAAUUCUGGUUUCUUAGCAACCCUGUGUGUUUACAUCGAAGCUACGUUUUUUCGUGGCCUAGGACAGGAGCUUGUUCCAAGUUUAACACUGCAUUUCGUUAGGUUACCAUCAAAAUGUUCAACUUCGAUUUAGCCUCAGACCGCUUAGCAAACACAAGUCUGCAGAGGCGACGCAAUGACGAGACUGAAAGACGAGAGAGGAUUUUUAAUGACAAAGUGAGGAUGUUCGGGGUUGACAAGGAGGCAUUAAACUCGCAGAUGAAAGAAAAAGAGAAACAAGAAGAAGCAGCAAAAGUGGAACAAAACGCUCGUGAUGCUGAAAUGCUUCAUAAUAACAAAGUAGCUUGCCUCCUGCACAGCAGAGAAGUGAAAGAGAAGCGUGCGGUAGCAAAGACCAUCGUCGACUACCGGCUUCAGUACCAGCAGCCUCUGUGUCAGCGCGAUUAUGACCUGAGUGCCCCGGACCGCUGUGGAAACACAGACCCAGGUGACGCACUGAUGAUGCUUCCUGGCCUGUUGGGCGAGGACCCCGACAGUGAGAGCAGGCGACAGAGACAGAGGGAACAGCUCCGAGAGUGGCUCCUCCAGCAGCAGGGGGAGCGAGCAGCAGAAAGGCAGCGACGGAAAAUGGAGGAGCAUCGCUGUGAGCAAAGCAGAGCGUACAUGGACAAAAAAGCUCUGCAGCUUCAGGGCAUUGAGAUGCAGAGGAGAAAAGCAGAAACUGUCGCCACUAAAGAGUACAAUCUGGCCAAGAUAGAAGAGAAACGUCGCCAUGAUGGGGAACGUGAUGUCAGAGGCGGUGUAGCAGGUGCCAGGAUGAACAACCUGCAAGAGCCGCUGGCAGAUGUUGCACUCCAGCACCCCCUAGUGCCUGCUCUGCCUAGCAGUGACAGGAAAGCACCUCUGGAGAACCUGCAGCAGAUCAUCCAGUUCCAGAAAUAUCAAAUCGAGGAGAAAAAGAGGGUGGAAUUAGAGAAAAAGCGAGACGAGGAGCAACGUGAUCGCGUCCGCCUGGACUCGGCUCGCACCGCUCUCUUAUUAGAGAGGCAGCAGGCAAGACUGGACAAGCAGCGUAGACAACGCGUGGACAGCGCGAACGUCAUGCUGGCCCAGACACACAAGCAACAAGAACCGGACAUUGAAAGAGGAAGCAUUGAUGACAGCUUCUUCUCCAAAUUCAACACCUGCAGCAGAUGACCGAUGACUCAUAACAGUGGCUGCUGAUGAUGAAGCCACAUGAGAAGAACACUGAAUAAACUGAAGAGCUGUUUUUAAUCAA